AUGGCACCGCCGUCCAAGAUCCUCCAGUCCCCGUCGCCUUCCUCAGCCGAGGGCGCGCCCGCGGGAUACGGACGAUCAUGCACGAACUGCUCCCGCGCAAAGUGCAAAUGCAUUAUCCGGACCGCUGGCCAUCCGUGUGAGAGGUGUGAACGUCUGGGAAAGGGCUGCCAGCCUAUUGCCGCCACGCGGAAGCGCGUUCCCCGCAAGAACCCGCCGUCGCGCACAGCACAGCUCGAGGAGAAGCUCGACGACCUCGUCACUAUUCUGCGUUACUCGCGGGCACCCAGUAGCCAGCUGCAGCCCCAGGCAACUGGCGCCUCCGUACCGUCCAACGUCGGUCCCUCGAGCUUGCCGUUGACGAGCCGGCUGGACUCGCUGGCUACGGCCGCUACAGCCACGGGUCCGCAUCCCACAUCCGCCCCACCAGCAGCCAGAUGCGUACUUGAAGGAGAUGGCAGCACGUCCCACCGUGGAACCGUAUCCUUGGACCAGAGGUCUGACGAUACGUAUCCUAGUCCCAUGGAGGCCGAGGCAUGCCUGCAGAGGUUCCGCUCGUGGCUCGUGAACUUCCCCUUCAUGCACCUGCCCCCCGAUCUGACGGCGGCCUCGCUGCGCGAAGAGCGACCCUUUCUGUGGUUGUGCGUCAUGAACAUUACGAGCUCGUCAAUACCUCACACGGAGAAGAUGAAGCUCAAGAUCCGCCGGGAACUAGCCGAAGCAAUCGUCGUCAAGCACGAACCUAGGAUGGAAAUCUUGCUCGGUUUGCUCGCUUACCUAAGCUGGGCCUUUAUGUGUUCUAGUCCGGGAUGGAAGCCCUUUCUUGUCCUCUUUUCGCAGCUCGCUCUGAGUGUCACUUAUGAGCUGGCCCUGACGAGAUCUUCCUUCGACGAGGGACCCUUUUCCAUGACCUUCAAGAUCCCCGGCCCUCGGCCAAAGCAUGCCAAGCUUUGCACCGCUGAGGAGAGGCGAGCCCUGGUGGCGGUCUGGUUCUUGACGUCAGCGAUUGCCACAUUUCUCGGGAGAAUCGACCCUUUUCGAUGGAACCCUCAUAUGGAUGAGUGCCUCGAAGCCCUAGAACUCGAGAAAGAGACACCGGAUGAUGAGACGCUCGUGGCCCUAGUGCGACUACAACUUGUCUCUUAUGAGGCACACAUGCAUAUAGUGGACGACGCGGCAAGCCAUGCUGAGCGAACGCCGAGUUACGUCUACCGAAAGGGCCUUUUGAUCCAGCUCAACAAGGUGCGGGAGGGCAUAUCCAGCAGGGCCGCCGCCAACUCCUCUGUACAGGCGCAUUCGUACGCCACCGAGAUGACAAUUCACUCGACAGGUCUUUUCAGCGCCAAGGUGCCCCAGACGUUGCGCAUCGAUGCCAUGUACUCGUGUCUCCAGGCCUGCCGCCGCUGGCUAGACAUCUGGUUUUCCAUCCCUCACCAGGAGGUUCCGGGCAUGACACUCGUCUUCUACGUUCAGCUUAUGCAUACGCAGAAGAUACUCUACUUUCUGCAUACGACAGACGAGCCGGCGUGGGACAAGGAGAUUGCACGCGGUACAGCCGAUAUCCUGGAAGUCCUCGACCGCACAAUUCAGCGCCUCGUCGAGAUGCAGGAAGCGUACCCGCUGCACGGCGGGGGAGACAACGACUGGGGCCUGUAUGCCAAAGCGGCCAAGAUGAUCCGCAGCAUAAAGGCGACCUGGGAACCGGCCGUACUGCAGGCCUCGGGCAGGGCGAACCACCUCUCGGUAUCGAAUCAAAACCCAGACCAAAACCGGAACCCAAAUCCCAACAUCUAUAGACCCACAUCCAUGCAGAUGCCGUCAAAUGGAUCCGACCAUACCGGAACAUCGGGGCGGGACAGCGCCAUGAUGAUGAGUGGCAUGGGAGCUCCCAUAGGCGGCGGUCCGCACCUAGCAGUCCACAAUGCUGCUGCUGCCGCUGCCGCCGCUGCCGAAUUCAGCGAUCCGACAAUCAUGGACUUUACAGACUUUUCAUGGAUGGUAGAGGGAUGUAUACCUUGGGACUCAUGA
Molecule: messenger RNA, 2025 nt
Organism: Geosmithia morbida
Lineage: Eukaryota; Fungi; Ascomycota; Sordariomycetes; Hypocreales; Bionectriaceae
Exons: 3
Coding region: 1-2025 (674 amino acids)
Biological process (GO): regulation of DNA-templated transcription
Cellular component (GO): nucleus
Molecular function (GO): transcription cis-regulatory region binding; DNA-binding transcription factor activity, RNA polymerase II-specific; zinc ion binding
Source: RefSeq, a predicted model, not a curated record